AUGGAGUCCUCUGCUCAGGAGUGGUUUGAUUCAGAUGAGGCUGAGUUUCAGAUGCGGACGGCGGUGAGGAACUCGACGGUUUUGUGGCCUCGGGCGCGUCUGGUGCUGGAGACUCUGAUGGUGCUGAUGAGUCUGGGCGCAGUGAUGGGAAACAUUCUGGUUAUUGUGAUUGUUGCAGCCACCAAAACCUUCCACACUGUGACCUCCGUCCUCAUCAUCAAUCUGGCCAUUAGUGAUUUCUUAGUGGGAAUAGGAGUAAUGCCAUUUGUGGCUGUUUCCAUUAUGAACAACGGAUGGGUCAACUGCAAUGAUCUAUGUCUGUAUGUCGGCUACACAUCUUCAGUCUACUGCACAGCAUCAGUCUUAACACUUGCUGCUAUCGCCCUGGACCGUUAUUUCUCCAUUGUGGACUGUCUGCGGUAUGAUUCCCGCUGCACAAUUUGGAGAACAGGUUUGGCAGUGCUAUGGAUCUGGCUGCAAGCUAUGGUGACCAGCUGUCCUCCCCUCUUGGGCUGGAGCAACAUUAGUUUCGUGGCUCCCAUGUACAGCUGUGCAGUGAACUGGGCCAACAGCCCAAGCUACACCGUCAUAAUGGCCUCAUUAACAUUUCUUCUACCAGCUAUAGUCAUCCUGUUCUGCUAUGUGAAGAUUGUCCGUGUGGCACGGUACCACGCUAGGAGAAUUCACAGUCUGGAAGAACAUCUCCAACGUAACAGGACCCCAUCUGUCUUGAAUCUCCAACACUCAUUCAUGGACUCCUUCACACCAUCCAAGCUGGUGUACCAUGUGAGUGGGAAGUUUGUGAUGGAUCAAUUGGAUGUUCCUGGUGAAAUUUCUCCAGAUGCACCAUCUGAGAUGUCUUCCAAGUCAGCUGGUGGACGUCUGCACUCAUUCUUGGCUCAAAUCCAUAGCAGUAGCCCGCAGAAUCCCAACCAAACUCAACAUCAUGGAGUCUUGAGGUUGUUCUUGGUCAUCGCCGCUUUCUUCUUGUGCUGGACGCCCUAUAUAAGUGUAGCUCUGGUGCAGGCCACCGAAACUGCCCUGUCCCGACCCAGCAGCCUCGUUCCCCCAUCAGCAGUCACUUUGUCCUAUUGGCUGGUGCUGUUCAAUUCUGAUAUCAACCCGUUGUUGUAUGCGCUCCUCAGCAAGCGUUUCCAAGUUGCCUUCCAGAGUUUGAGAUGGAAGAUCCAGGCCAGGUUGGGGAGCGUUGUGGGACAAGGAGGAGGAGCUGAGAGGUCUACAGUUGGAGGUGGAGGCGAGAGUGACCCCACUAACGGAACGACCCACAGCUCCACAGCGCACUCCAGGAACGACGGGGAAGCGGCAUAUCCUUCUGUCUUCACUCUCAGCUCUCAGUUACCCAACAGCUUCAAGGAGCAGCUGAAUAAUGUUCUUCCUGUGGCCACUUCUCAUCCUGUUUGUCAUAAAUGUGGUGGACAAGGUUCUAGGACGGUGGACCACCUGCAGGUUCCUUCCAAACAGCAUGAGCGGAACAGACUUCCUUACUCUGCUGCUACUAAAAAGAAACAAGCCACGUUCUUUUAUGGACAGAUCACAGUAAGAGUAGAACAUGAUAUUUGCUGAGUUUAUCACAGCUCAGCAAGUUAUUUUAAAUCGUAAUAGUAUUUUACAAUAUUGCUGUUUUUAAUGCAU
Molecule: messenger RNA, 1653 nt
Organism: Sinocyclocheilus rhinocerous
Lineage: Eukaryota; Metazoa; Chordata; Actinopteri; Cypriniformes; Cyprinidae
Product: 5-hydroxytryptamine receptor 1A-alpha
Exons: 3
Coding region: 1-1584 (527 amino acids)
Biological process (GO): G protein-coupled receptor signaling pathway
Cellular component (GO): membrane
Molecular function (GO): G protein-coupled receptor activity
Source: RefSeq, a predicted model, not a curated record